Venustampulla echinocandica is the source of this 1140-nucleotide messenger RNA. RefSeq lists its product as uncharacterized. Lineage: Eukaryota; Fungi; Ascomycota; Leotiomycetes; Helotiales; Pleuroascaceae. The transcript is spliced from 4 exons. The coding region runs from base 1 to 1140 and encodes 379 amino acids. The record is from RefSeq and is a predicted model, not a curated record. Gene Ontology annotation, molecular function: protein serine/threonine kinase activity; ATP binding. Gene Ontology annotation, biological process: protein phosphorylation.
AUGUCACUUGCGGUACUGCCCAGAAACUUUGAUUCCAACCAAGAACCCGGACCAAUCGAGUCUGACCAGAGCUUACCUACCACAUUAGAUGAGAACGGGGAAGGAGAUGAAAUUAGCAAUCGCUCAGAUGUCCCUCGCAGCAAGUGGGAUCCGUGGCAUUUUGGAUCCCUUAUAACUUUGGGAAAGGGCAGUUACGCUACUGUCUACCUCGUCGAGUCAUCGCAGACAAGACAGCUGUACGCAAUGAAAGUAAGGAGUAAGAGAUUUUUACAGGUGACUUCGGAUAUAGAGUCCUUCGGCAUAGAAAAGGCAGUACUGUUACUGGCGAAAAGGGAAAAACAUCCCUUUGUAGUUGAGGUCUUCGGCGGAUUUCAAACACAAUCACACAUCAUGCUAUACCUAGAAUUUUGCCAGGGCGGCGACCUUAUCCACUACGUCAAUACAGGAGGGCAGUUUGAUAUAAAGCGAACGAGAUUCUAUGCUGCCGAGGUGUGUCUCGCACUUAAAUGGUUCCAUGACAUGAAUCUGCUUUAUAGAAGCCUCAGCCUAUACGACAUUUUGCUUGGACUUGAUGGACACAUCAAACUAGUAGACUUUGUUGUUUCAAAGGUUGAUAUCCACCCUGCAGGCGAAACUAAAACAUUUUGCGGUACAUCAGAAUUCAUGGCUCCCGAAAUGCUUUUGGACCGUCCGUAUAAUUCAUCCAUCGAUUGGUGGCAAUUAGGAAUUAUCACCUACCAAAUGCUUACCCAGCAAUCGCCAUUUCAAGGCGAUAACGAGGAUGAAAUCUACGACUCAAUAUUAGCGGAUGAACCAUCAUUUCCCGCCUACAUGACAAUGGAUACAAUUGGUUUCGUUCAGAACUUACUCAGUAAAGAACCUGAGAGACGAUUAGGGUCUGGAACAAAUGGGGCACAUCAAGUUAUGGCUCACGCAUUCUUCAGUGAAAUAAACUGGGAUGAUUUGUAUCACAAGCGAGUUCCCGCUCCCUUUAUACCCACAGUAGCAAACCGUAUAGAUACCUGUAACUUCGACUCAGAGUCUGCGCUCCUAGAUACACAAGCGAUUGUCGACACCCCAGAAUCGUUAUCCCCAGAGAUGCAAGAAAUGUUCCGAGGAUUUGAAUUUUCUGCAGAUUAA